Penicillium egyptiacum is the source of this 1257-nucleotide messenger RNA. The record is from the annotation of a GenBank genome assembly. NCBI's taxonomy places the organism in Eukaryota, Fungi, Ascomycota, Eurotiomycetes, Eurotiales, Aspergillaceae.
AUGCAAUACUUCAGCACCCUCUUGGUGUUUGCCUUCCUUCCUUUUGCGCUAUCUGCGUCUAGCACCCCGCCAGAGGGGAUAUCGGAAUUCUGCAAGCAAAAGAACGAGGUCCCUCACCUAAAGGACGACGGUACUUGGGGUUGCGCUUCUAGCAUUUGCACUUCCGGCCAGGAUCAGAGUACCUUGCACAAGGAUUCCAAGACCGGAAACUGGACCUGCUGCCCCAAGGGACAGAAACUGGACCAUGGCUCUUGCACACAGCCCGGAGGAAAGGACCCUAUUGUCCCUACACCCAAGCCAGGACCAGGAUCCUGCGGACUCCAUCUGAAGGACGCAAAACUGGAAAGCCUUCUUCGGGCCCUUCUGGUUCAAUGUUUCCCCCACGAACACGCAUCCUUGGACGCCUUCAUUCAGUACUAUAUCACCGUCCUCCACGGGGGUAUCGACCUGAUUGAAGUCAUCUACAAGAAUGGUUGCGAUGGGCCUACCGUCGACCCCGCUCCUGUUCACCCGUGGUGGAAAUGCCCGGCGGACAACUCGACACCCUGCAAAUGGCUUCCUUUGGAAAACAACAAACUCCGAAAGAGCCUAGCGGCAACCUCCGAUCACAAGGUCCUGCCGAAUCCUAACUUGCCCGUGCCGAACUACAAGUAUCCCUUCGACACGCUAGUGACCAAAUUCCCGGAUGAUGAUCUGGAUAUCUAUGUCAAAGAUCAGAAGCUCCAGGCACAAGGCUCUGGAACGAGCUAUCUCAUUCCUGCUGGCACAUCGGGCGAUGAUGUAUACUACAAAUCCCCUAAGGGAGCCCAAGUCCAGUUCUAUGGAGCUUGCUCAGAGGAUACACCAUGUAUUGGCGACGAAGUGGUAACCUGGCAGGGAGGCAAGCCUCUCACACCCACUGCUCCCGAUGUGGAAAUCGAUGUCAGUGACUACGACUACGAUGUUGUUUUCACUUUGGCCGAUACUAUUGUGACCACUGAACAGUACGUGGUGCUCGCAGAUGGCAAGAAGGUUGGCACAACACACGGUCGGUUGAGUCUUGGGGAUGAUAAAUACAAUACGAAGCACAUCGCCAAAACCACCGAUGUUGGUGGUGGCGCUCCGGGAGCCCUGAAGAGUAUCGCCAAUGAUGGGUUCUGGGGUUCAUUCCGCAUUCCUAAAGAUACCAAGAAAGUGAGCGUUCAUCUUGACUACGAAGCUGCAGUAUGGCCAAACUAUAUCUUUGAGUAUCGGAUCGAUAAGCUCUGCCAAUGCUAA